UUGCAUGGUGUGUGGCUGCUACAUACAAAGAGUGUGCAGUCUAACUCACCUCUUUGAAAAAAACAGGGUCUAGAUCUACGUCUCUGCCUCCGAAUGAGUAAGUGGUGAACGUGGGUGAUGCUCAGGGUGCGCUUCAACAAAAACGAAAGGGCGACGUGUCUUCUACAUCUUCUACAGCGACGGAACGCGGGUUCAUCUGCUCAAACCCGACCAUUGACUUGCGCAGAUUCCAUCACUAUCGCGGAGUCCUUUCAAGAUGUACCACGGACUGGCUGUGAGACUGGCUCCUCAUCAAGUUCAAUGGCAAACACAGACUGCUGUUCUCCGCUCCGCUCCCAUACGCUUUGAUCACAGAGAUAUGGAUCUGGUCCACAGUUAAACCAAAAGAAUUCUCUACCUUUCCUUUGUUCUCUUUUAGCUCUGGUUGACCAUCUCUUCUUCCUCUUUUCUCAUCAUGGCCGGCUUGCUGGCAUCUGCCUUUCUCCUGGUGCUCCAGACAUUUGCUGCCCCGCCGCCGUUUGUCCAUGCAGGGGACAGCCCAACUCUAGACACCCUAGAUUUGGGCCCGGGACUAUUGGCCAAUGACACUGAUGAUCAGACCCCGACUCCUCCCCCUGGGACUAGCAAACGUGCCCCCCACAGCAUCAUCAUCGGUGUGCGCAAGGGGGGCACGCGUGCCCUGCUGGAGAUGCUGGACAUCCAUCCUGAGGUCGCAGCUGCUGCCACCGAGGUGCACUUCUUCGACUGGGAUGAGAACUACGCCAAGGGCUUCGACUGGUACCGAGAGCUGAUGCCCUACUCUUACCCGCACCAGAUCACAGUGGAGAAGACACCCGGCUACUUCACGUCCGCCCUGGCGCCUGAGAGAAUCCACGCCAUGAACUCCUCCAUCAAGCUGCUGCUGAUUCUGCGUGACCCCGCGGAGCGGGUCAUCUCUGACUACACGCAGGUCUACUUCAACCGCCUGGAGAACCACAAGCCCGUGCAGGCCAUCGAGAACCUACUGGUGCGGAACGGAGCCCUCAACACGCGCUACAAGGCCAUCCAGAGGAGCCUGUAUGACGUCCACAUGCGCAACUGGCUGCGCCACUUCCCUCUGGAGCAGAUCCACAUAGUGGACGGGGACACUCUGAUCCGGGACCCCCUGCCUGAGCUGCAGAGGGUGGAGCGUUUCCUCAACCUGCCCCCCAGGAUAAUGUCCUCCAACUUCUACUUCAACCAGACCAAGGGUUUCUACUGCAUCCGGAGCGACGGCCGGGAGCGCUGCCUCCACGAGUCCAAGGGACGUCCCCACCCCGCUGUCAAUGGUACAGUCCUGCAGCAGCUUCGCUCCUACCUCCAGGAGCACAACCGCACCUUCUACAGGCUGGUGAAGCGCUCCUUUGACUGGCAAUAGCACAGUCCCCUCUCAACCCAAGAGGGGUUUUAGAAACCACUGGCCUGAAUGAGUGCUGAUUGGACAUUUCAACGAGGGCAGAAGCACUUUACAAACCCCAGACCCCAAAUGCUCCUGUGAAUUGCCUCUUAACUCUGCUACCUUGUCCGGCAGUUCUGCAUUUAUAACUGAAAGCAAGAACAUUUUAACUACACGUGUAAACGAAAAACGAAACGAAAAAACCCAAGCUUAAUAUGUAAUUCUCUGUGCCGAAAGUGAAGUGAUUGCAGAGUUGCUGCAAAACAAUUUUGUGAAAACGAUGAAAAAGAUU
Molecule: messenger RNA, 1706 nt
Organism: Hypomesus transpacificus
Lineage: Eukaryota; Metazoa; Chordata; Actinopteri; Osmeriformes; Osmeridae
Gene: hs3st1l1
Product: heparan sulfate (glucosamine) 3-O-sulfotransferase 1-like1
Exons: 2
Coding region: 455-1396 (313 amino acids)
Molecular function (GO): [heparan sulfate]-glucosamine 3-sulfotransferase activity
Source: RefSeq, a predicted model, not a curated record